This is a messenger RNA of Stylonychia lemnae, 939 nucleotides long. The record is from the annotation of a GenBank genome assembly. NCBI's taxonomy places the organism in Eukaryota, Ciliophora, Spirotrichea, Sporadotrichida, Oxytrichidae.
AUGAUUGAUUGUCUUGAAUUGCUAGCUUUUACAAUAGGGAUAUUAAUAUUUCUGAGACAAUUUUGGAGAAUACUUGUUGUAAUAUCAAGGCUUUAUUUUGGCACAAAAGUAACCACUUAAAGAUAUGGAGAAAAUAGUUGGGCAAUUGUAACUGGAAGCACUGAUGGAAUAGGCAAAAGAAUAGCGAUAGAGCUAGCUAAAAGAGGAUUUAAUAUAGUAUAGAUAGCAAGAAACCCUGAAAAACUAUAAGCUGUCUCAUAAGAAAUAUAAUAGAAACAUAACAGGCAGACAAGAGAUAUAGUUUUUGACUUUGGUAAAGACGUCACAUUUAAAUCUUACCAAGAUCUUAUCCAAAGAGUAGCCGAUUUAGAUGUUUCAGUUGUAGUCAAUAAUGUUGGCAUGUGCAACGAUCCUAAUAAGUUCGAAAACACUUUGCCAAAAGAUCACCUAAAUGAAUGCAUCGUAAAUUGCUAUCCAAUGGUGAUGUUUACUAAAGUUGUAAUCGACAAACUUAAGCAAAGAUAUGCAGAGAAAAAAUUGAGAACUCUGAUAUUAAAUGUGUCAUCACUUGCAGUGAACAUACCGUAGUCAUAUCUUGCAUCACAAUGUGGCACUAAGAUGCUAUGUGAUAGAUUUUCCAAAUCAUUAAACUAUGAAAUGAGAGGAAGUGGAAUAGAUAUGUUGACACUUUAACCUGGUAUGGUAUCUACCAACAGAACUGGAUUUGAGGCAACUAAAUAAGGAGUAGUGACGCCAGAGUAAUGUGCUGUUGGGGCAUUAAAUAAUGCUACUAGUUUUGAAACAUUUGGCACAUUUAGUCAUGAAAUUAUGAAUUUGUUCGUUUUGAAUUUGAUCAUGGAUUUUAUACCUUGGAAAUAUGUUAUGAUUAUUUCUAGGAAAAUUGGUGAAAAUCUAGUUUUUAAACGAAAACAAGCUUGA